Messenger RNA from Owenia fusiformis, 1469 nucleotides. The record is from the annotation of a GenBank genome assembly. NCBI's taxonomy places the organism in Eukaryota, Metazoa, Annelida, Polychaeta, Sabellida, Oweniidae.
CUGAACCAAUGAAUACAACACCUGCGAGUGCUGCUCCAUCAUUUAGGGCUCCUCCCACCUCAAUGGCCAUACCAGCAGCCUCAAAUAUGGCAGGGCCUAGCAAUAUGGGAGCACCUGGGCCCAAUAUAGGAGGCCCAGGAAUGGGUGGUCCACGACCGAACAUGAUGGGUGGAGGAAUGGAUCGUGGACCCGGAAUGGAUCGCGGACCUGGAAUGGAUCGGGGACCUGCAAUGGAUCGGGGACCUGGGAUGGAUCGAGGACCUGGAAUGGAUCGAGGACCUGGAAUGGAUCGGGGACCUGGGAUGGAUCGUGGACCUGGAAUGGAUCACAGAGGAAUGGGAAGAGGUCCAGGGGACAUGCAUGGUGGAAUGAUGGAUGGACCAGGUCGUCAUGACAACAGAAUGGGAGGCCCUGGGCCCAGGAUGGGAGACCCAAGAGGGGGUCCUAUGGGAGGAAACAGGAAUCAAGACUCAGAUUUCCGAGGACCAGGAAUGGAUCAUGAUAGAAUGCAGCCUGGUGCAUGGGAUUCUAGAGAUAUGGGAAGGAGAGAUAUGGGAGGCAGAGGUAGAGAUCCUAGAGAUCGAGAUCCAAGAGAUCAGCGUGAUCAAAGAGAUAUGCGUGGUGAUCCACGAGACAUGCGUGAUCCAAGGAGUGAAAUGCGUGACUCUAGAGAUAUGCGUGACCAAAGAGGAGAUAUGCGUGACCAAAGAGGAGAUAUGCGUGAUCCGCGAGGCAUGGGCCCAGGUGUGGGAGGGGAUCCAAGGAUGGGUAGAGGGCCAGGAGGUCCACAACCUGGAGCUGCUCCCCAAGGGAGACAACAGGGUGGUAUGGGUGGCCCAGCGGGUGGCAUGCUUGGGGGCCCAGGAGGGGGCCUAGCUGGCCUUGGUAAUAUGCUAGCAGGAGGUGGUGGAGCAGGCGGUCAAAGUCAAGACCAGGAGAAGGCUGCAUUGAUUAUGCAAGUUCUACAGCUAACAGACCAACAAAUAUCAAUGUUACCUCCAGACCAGAGGCAGAGUAUCCUUAUUCUCAAAGAACAGAUUUCACGCACAGGUGCCCCGCCUACUUAGUUUGACAGAAAGAUGCCCCACCCACUUAGACCCUUUAGGAUUAUCAAUUUGUUCAGCCAAUUUGACUCAAAGCCUUGACAACACACUGAAAUACAAUUUUCACAUCUAGAAAAUAAUUAUGCCCUGCUGGUGUAACAAGUUCUGAUAUCUGGAGUCUUACGAUAUUUUGGAGCCAGUAUCUUGAAAAUAAACAAUAUAAACAAACUGCAUCAUGUGAAUGGUAAUUAUUGGAACAUUGCUUAAUUGAGUAAACCAGCCAUAGGAUCAUAAUGGUAUUACAAAGAGUAAUGUGGAGCAGUCACAGUUGAACUAAUUCCAGAAUUCAUUGAAUGCAUUUACUAUUGGAUGCCUCAUUAACAUGUGGAUGCCUCAUUAACAUGUGGAUGCCUCAUUAACAUGUGG